This is a messenger RNA of Nymphaea colorata (pocket water lily), 4163 nucleotides long. RefSeq lists its product as uncharacterized. The record is from RefSeq and is a predicted model, not a curated record. Bases 1924 to 2280 code for a protein of 118 amino acids. The transcript has 7 exons. Lineage: Eukaryota; Viridiplantae; Streptophyta; Magnoliopsida; Nymphaeales; Nymphaeaceae.
CUCCUCAUCCUCACACCUCUGAAUAUUCUAGGCAUCGGAAACAACCGUCAGCCUGUAGUAGCAGCCUUAUCAAGGGUCUAACACAUUCUUUCAUUCUUGUCACUCGGUGGCGGGUUUCCGCCCUCGACGUUGCUUGAUGGGGACCCAAAUCCUCUGCUCGCCAGGAAGCUCCAUCGACUGCCAUAGAAGCUCCAUCCCCAAGGUAUCCACCCCUGUCUGAUGCAUAGCUCGCUGGAGGAGAGGCGGACGAGGACUCUUGCCCCCUCCCCUCCCCAUUCGCAACCCUGACCUGACUCUCUCUCGCAUUCACAAGCUCUCUCUCUCACCAUCCAGGACAUAGUCACCACCACCUUGACUCAUUGCUAGAGAUUGAGCAGGAGCGUUCCUAUUCAGGUCCCGGUCGACGAGACGAGGGUGAAGAGGAGGCAGAUAUACUACCACUAAUUACAGGUCUUAGGCAGGCAGUAAUGGUGGAUUAUGGUGGUCAUGGGUCUGAACUGCAAGCACACCUGUGCGUUUUACUAGAUUUGAUUAAAAAGUUAUGAACUUCAUUACUUCAUAUAUAUAGAACUGUACUCUCGGUGCGGUUGUUCACUUCCCAUGCAAUCUGAUAAAAUCUUGCUUUGUCAGCUAUUCUACAUUUUAAUGCUGCCAGUAUGUACUCGGUGAAUGAUAAAAUUCUAUGUCAGAAAUUUUGAAAAUGAAACCUGCAACGCCUAUGUGGGAGGAUUUUCUAACCUAAUUACAUGCCAUUGGUUUGAACGAAGAACGAAGUAUAGGAUGUGUAAUAAUGAUAGUUGAUCUGUAACUGCAGCAAAGAAUAUUUUGGGUUUAGAGCCCAAAUGAGCUUCUCACUCUGCACCAAUGUAUAAUUUGCAACCAAAGUUUGAUAUAUAUCAGCCUAACGCCGAAUGAUGUUUUGUUAGUUUUCUUGUAUGAGGAGAGAGUGUUCCAAAUCAUGACACUGGAGCAUUCUUCUCAUUCCUUGGAAGUGUCUUUCUCAGUCAGAAAUCCACUGUUUCUAGGAAUCCCAUAAUUGUGCUAAAUUCCUUUUCAGAUUCUCCUCCUUCAUAUGCUUCCCACUCCCAUUUCGUCCUCUACUCCUCUGUGCUCCCCAGGAGCUAGUUCUUGUCCUCUCCUUGUUUUGCAACUCAUAUACCAACUUCUGUUGCACAUAAUGUAGUUAAUUUUAUGUUCUGGUUUUUUCAGGAGUGGGAAUUAAUUUAAGUUAGUAACUCUAUUUUUUUGUGAAUAAGAAUGUUAGUGGCCAUGUGGAAGCUCAUUAUAUGUUUGCAGACAGUUGAAUCAUUUGAGGGUUAGCGAGUAGCUAGAGGUUGAGCAUUCCUGCUUCUUGGAGAAGAUAUAGUACGUACAACUAUAGAAACAUUCUGGUGUCGGUAAAGAAGCAAUUUUUUUGUGUGGGAUUUGUUUUGCCAAUACUUCAAAUUACAAUUUGGAUGGUUGAAUAUUCACCUUUCAGUAACAUGUCAACUGAUGCAACCUGUAAAUUUGUAUAAGAGCCACAGAAAUUUAUGGUAAUCCACCUUUUGUUCCUUUUUGGACAGCAAUCAUCAUUGUUUGAACCUUUAAGGGUCAUGAUAAUUGAGGACAUGAUCUACUUAAUACCUAUCAGAGGACUUGGCAAGCCUAUGCUUGAAAAGAGAGCUACUAUUUGUAGACAUUGAUAAAGACCCUCCAAAGACGCUUCUAUAGAAAGAUGGACAGGUAGUAUCAUCGCAGCUUGAAUCAAUUCAGAAAAUGCUCUUCUCACUACUUUGUGUUCAUGAACUGAACAAAGACCUACUGGCAGAUAUCCCACCCUUUCUGGGGAUUUGACCCCUAGAAAAAGUGUUGGUUGAGCAAUCUGGUUGUCAGAAAGAUCCUGCUAAUGAAUUGUCUGGGCUUAUCGACCUUAGCAGCUUGAUGCAGGAAAGCCAUGUUACUCUGCCCACUCUGAAUGGAUACAUGACCAAACAUAUAUUUGCUGCUUUGUUCAGAUGUAUGCAUUACUUGAGUGUUGCACCGGCAGGUUCUGAAGUAUGCCAGUUUAAGAUGCUUCUUGAUUAUCCAGUUGCUUAUUUGUUCACUAAAGAUCAUGUUGCUGAUGCAAUAUCAAACCUGUCUUCCGAGCCUCUUCACCUUUACAUGAUUUUGGUUUGCAGAAAUGUGGUAUCCAAGAAGGACAAUUUUCCUAAUGAGGUAGUAAGCAUUUUGAGAGCGAUUUCAUCUCUAUGGUCAACAACAAUGGGAACAGUUUGCCAUUUCAUCUUUCUGUUCUAAAACCAUGGCUACAUGGGGCGUUUGGUGUUGGGGCUGGCCUUCAUCAUCCCAUCAAGCUGCAACGAAUAGCGCUCCUGCUGUUCUCUGAUCAGCUGGUCAAAUUGCUGCAAGUAUUCUUCCUCCAGUCGAUUCAAUUGCUUUCCUGUUGUCUGCCAUGUUUCUUCUUGACUCGUGUUUGUUUGUGUUCUAAUAUCAGGGUUGGGCCUCAUCUGUCGACCAAUUUGCGCCAUGAGCUGCUCCUGUUGUUGCUUUAUAAGCUGGUCAAAUUGCUUCCUGUAGAUCUGCUGCUGUUGCUUCCAUUGAUCAUCUGCGGCCUCCAUUGCCGGUCUCCGGUGAGGUUCAUCCCCAACGAAGCAGCUACCCUUCAUCUCCUCAGCAAAUUGCAAGAGGAACUGCUCGCUCUGUUGCUCUACCACCUUUUGAAGGGCUUCAAUUCCGGGAGUUUUCCAAGUUUGGACUCCAAACAAAGGCUUGGAGUUCAGCUCCUCAGCAAGUUGCAUCAAAUACUGCUCGUGCUGCUGCUCUGCCACCUUCUCCAAUGCUUGCAUUCCCGGAGAAUAUUGUUGAGUUGGUGUCCCUAACACAGGCAUCUGCCUCAUGUCGUCGGCAAAUUUCAUCAGCCACUGCUCUUGCUGCCGCUUCAUCUGGUUUUGGAUGGCCAUGUACCCUGCACUGCUGCCACUCAUACCAGCCAAGUUGUAGGGUCCAUAGAUGAGUUCUUGCCAAACUUGAUCAACAAUCAAGCGGAUCAGUGCCGCCUCAUUGCUGCCCUUGUAAAGGAACACAAGCAAAAUACUGAAUCAGAAUUAGAUUGAUUCGUUUCUUACUGAAAUCAACAACAGAAGCAUGGAGUGGGCCUGAGAUCUCAGCAGAUUAAUGGGCAGUUGGGCAUAACGCUUGCGGAUCGAACACCCAACUGCGCCUUUAAGACUCACCCAUUAGCAACGUUUCUGAGAUCGUAACCAGAGAUACCAGCAGCUUCCCGCAAAGCCUUCCUCCACUCCAUCACCGUGCUCCUGUCGAAGCGUAGUUGGUAGCUCUGGAAGGCUGCCUCGAAAGUACCUCUCUGAUGCUGGACGUCGGAAGGAUCGACGUGGUAGAAGAUGGGGAUGAUCUUCUUCCUGAACUCUAUCAUCUUGGCCAGCUCCAUACCAUUAGGCACCACCUGGAGUCCGCAUAGGACGGAGACAGUAUGGGUAUGCAGACGGCCGACCUCUCGAUCGCACUGACUAUCCGCUCUUUGAUAUUAUUUCCCCUCUCCAAGCUCUCCUCGUCGAUGAAAGACUUGAUGCCUCUCUGAUACAGAGCUUCAUGGAGGUGUCCUGCGAAGCCUUUCCGAGUGUCUUCCCCUCUGAAACUGAGAAACACUUCAAACUCUAUGGAAGAUUCUUCCUGAACUCUAUCAUCUUGGCCAGCUCCAUACCAUUAGGCACCACCUGGAGUCCGCAUAGGACGGAGACAGUAUGGGUAUGCAGACGGCCGACCUCUCGAUCGCACUGACUAUCCGCUCUUUGAUAUUAUUUCCCCUCUCCAAGCUCUCCUCGUCGAUGAAAGACUUGAUGCCUCUCUGAUACAGAGCUUCAUGGAGGUGUCCUGCGAAGCCUUUCCGAGUGUCUUCCCCUCUGAAACUGAGAAACACUUCAAACUCUAUGGAAGACGAAGAAGAUGAACCUGAUGAUGAUAAUGAUGACAUGGGUGACAGAUUUAUGAUAAAGCUAUGUGAGAAGAAGAAGAAGAAGAAGGAGAAGAGUGGCAGUGGAAGAGAAGCAGUCUGAUUGGAAUUUUAUAGCGCCUUAUUGACUUCAUGCGCAUGGUCUGUCCAAGCUUGACUUCAUUCUGCUUUUUAAGAAAUGAAAUGGUCAACAGUCUCUAUUUUAUUAUUA